This is a messenger RNA of Diaporthe citri, 366 nucleotides long. RefSeq lists its product as uncharacterized. NCBI's taxonomy places the organism in Eukaryota, Fungi, Ascomycota, Sordariomycetes, Diaporthales, Diaporthaceae. The record is from RefSeq and is a predicted model, not a curated record. The transcript has a single exon. The coding region runs from base 1 to 366 and encodes 121 amino acids.
AUGGCUACAGCAGCCACCGCACCCUUAGCCAGCGACUACUCGCAUCAAAUCCUCCCUGAGAGUCUAGGGGUGCCUAUAAGAGACGCGAAAGCGUUUGCGGAGCACGCAGCUGAGAUCUUCUCGAUGUUUAGCGAGUUUCGAAUGAACCCCAAGGCCAUCUUUGAAGAUAAGGGACAGAAUGUGGUGGUGGUGCAGGCGCUGAUGGAAGGAAAACUCAAGGACAGCGAUGAAGAGUGGCUGAAUGAAUGUGUCAUGAUCAUUUGUCUGUCCGAAGACGGAUCACAGGUGGUCAAGGUCACCGAAUUUGUCGAUAGUGCGAAAGCUGUUGAGUUGCGGAACAAGCACACUUCCAAGUUCGCGAAGUAG